AUGGUUUCCAGUCGUAUUUGGCUUAUCGUUGGGCUUGCCGCUGCGACAGUUCUGGUACUCGUCGUUCUCGUUUCGGUAGCAACUCACCUUGUACUUCUGGCCCGGCGUCGUAAAUUGAGGAAAGGUAAAGCUUCCCCCAGAGGAUUUGGCUCGGAUGGACUUGUGGGGAGGGACCUGGAGAGGGGGGGCCUCGUUGACUCUGAUUCAACGAUCGAAACACUACCCGCCUCGUAUUCGAUCGUACCACGAUCUCACGACUCCCAGUUAACCGCGUACAAUGAAGCUGAUAUCUCGUUGGCCAAGUAUGAGGAUGAUACCCGUUUAGAAUCUACCGUACAUUCGACGCCAUUCAAGUUUUCCUACCAAUUUGACGAUGCUUCAGAAGAAGUUUCCUUGCUCCUCCUCAAUCCACACAGUCCCGAUGGCCAUCCCUCCGAAGAACCUGAAUAUCCCUUAUCUUCCCAGCGCAGAAUUCCCCAAGAUCUUCCAUCACUAGCCAUCCCCUCACCGAAAUCGAAACAAAUCACUGUCGUUAGUCCCGUACCCUCAUCAACCCCUUCGUCUCCCCCCUCUGCGUACUCCCAAACAUCUGCUACAACGCAACUUCAGCGAACCCUGACCGGACUAGGUGGCAGGAUGUCUCCACCACCAGUUCCACCUCUUCCUCUACUUCCAGCUUCUCCCACCUUACCCUCUCCGCUUUCACUACACCUCUCUCCUCUUCCCGAACGCGGAGCAGAAAUUGAGCCGGAAUCGGAUCUUCACCGAGUGCCCACCGCGGUAAUAUCCCACCUUCUCAAAUCCCGUGGGGCUAACCUUCUAAGGAUCCCUACUUUCGGUUUGGACGCAGAAGGCGCUGAGCACAUUGAGCGAUCCGGAUCGAUAAUUUCAUACCAUCACAGCGGGAUCACACAGAAGCGGAUAUUCGGGAAGAGAAAGUGGGAAGGGCUUCAAUCGUUGAGGGAACAAGUAGGGACGGGAGAUGAAGAAGAGAAUGAAGAAGAAACAGAGGAAGUUAUCAAUGAGGACGGACGGACGGAUCAACGAAUUCCGUCGCUGUCGCAUCACGAGGCAGAGUCGGGCCAAGUGGAGUGUGUAAAUGCGACGGUGAGACCGUUGAAGAUAUUGAAGCUACAGAGGUAG
Marasmius oreades (fairy-ring Marasmius) is the source of this 1143-nucleotide messenger RNA. RefSeq lists its product as uncharacterized. NCBI's taxonomy places the organism in Eukaryota, Fungi, Basidiomycota, Agaricomycetes, Agaricales, Marasmiaceae. The record is from RefSeq and is a predicted model, not a curated record. The coding region runs from base 1 to 1143 and encodes 380 amino acids. The transcript has a single exon.